Messenger RNA from Hymenoscyphus albidus, 1501 nucleotides. The record is from the annotation of a GenBank genome assembly. Lineage: Eukaryota; Fungi; Ascomycota; Leotiomycetes; Helotiales; Helotiaceae.
AUUUGAAAUUAUCCAAAGAAUAUUUGGAGUCACCUUUUGAUAACAAUAACACUUCUCUUGGAUUUCUCAGUUGACUUUUGGAUUCGGAUAAUAAAGACAAGAUGUCGAGUCUAUGGCCGAGUUUCCUUGGAGCCUUGCAGGCAUCUCUGUCUGUUCUACUAACCAUGAGCUAUGGCAUCAUUGCAUCGCGAUCUAACAUUAUGAAAGACAAAACAGCAAGAGAUAUCACAAAGAUAUGUGUACGGUUUCUGCUACCAGCUUUACUCAUCACCAACGUGGGCUCCGAAAUCCAAGCCGACACAUUCGUCAGAUAUCUUCCAGUUCUUAGUAAACACCACUUCUCAAACGCAAUUGUCAACUAAUUUAUCAAUGUAGUCUGGGCCCUACUCUAUACACUCUCAUCUUUGGCUCUCGGAUGGGUUUUAAAUCGAGCUUUCAAGUUUCCCGCCUGGGUCAUUCCAGCGAUUGCUUUUAACAACACGACGUCAUUACCCAUCCUUUUAUUGAAAUCUCUGAAAACAUCCGGGAUAUUGAAGGAUCUGAGAAUGGGUGGAGGGGAUAAUACGUAUACUGCACUUGACAGAGCAACUUCAUAUUUUCUUUUCGCUUCUAUUGUCACCAAUUGUCUGACCUUUUCAAUUGGGCCGAAACUCUUGGAUGAUGAGGAGACCCCUGACGUGGACGAGGAAGAAGAUAAACAUGAAGAACCCACAAAUUCUUCUGGAAGAACACAGGAGCAACAAGAAGACCAUAAUACAGAAACUACCACCUUGCUUCCUCAUCGGGUCGUCGAGCAAGGCAGUGAAAUCGCAGGCCAGAUAUCCAAGACAUCGAAGAAUAUCUGGGCAACCUUUCCGGAGUGGCUACAAAACGCUCUCAGCUUCACGACCAGCUUUCUUAAUGCACCACUCGCCGGUGCAAUCAUUGGAAUCAUUCUUGGACUCGUUCCACCAUUCCAUAGAGCCUUCUUCAACCCACCCCGUGACGGAGGAAUUUUCAAAUCAUGGUUGACUUCCUCGUUGGAAAGCAUGGGCGAUCUAUUUGCUGCCUUGUCUCUAAUAACAGUAGGGGCCAAGCUCAGUAGCGGUUUGCAUAAUAUGAAGCGCGGGGAAGAUAGCAGUAGAGUGAGGAUGACACCUUUGCUCUCCGUUCUGUUCAUUCGAUUUUUGUUGUGGCCAGUGUAAGUAUCAAUCACUCCUAACAAGAAGGGUCAAACUAAUCUCGGUGCAGUAUAAGUAUCGCAGUCAUCUACGCUAUUGUUUCUCAAACGAAUUGGCUGGAGAAUGAUCCCAUCUUGUGGUUCGUCUUGAUGUUAUUACCAAUUGGACCCAGCGCGACGAAGUUGACCAGUCUGGCUGAACUGAGUGGGGCAGAGGAAGAUGAGAAGAUGUCCAUUGCGAAAUGUCUAGCCAUUUCGUAUGCGAUAUCUCCAAUAAGUUGUUUAGCGGUGGUUGCCUCUCUUCGGGCUUCCCUCAUCUGGAAGGGGCAGAUUGGUGGAUGA